Messenger RNA from Galleria mellonella (greater wax moth), 2019 nucleotides. RefSeq names its product BUD13 homolog. Gene Ontology annotation, cellular component: U2-type spliceosomal complex; RES complex. Gene Ontology annotation, biological process: mRNA splicing, via spliceosome. The record is from RefSeq and is a predicted model, not a curated record. Gene Ontology annotation, molecular function: RNA binding. NCBI's taxonomy places the organism in Eukaryota, Metazoa, Arthropoda, Insecta, Lepidoptera, Pyralidae. The transcript is spliced from 6 exons. The coding region runs from base 191 to 1978 and encodes 595 amino acids.
CAGUUGUCAAAAUUUAUUUAAUUUUUGUUGAACAUAGACGCUUAUGUUUUCCAUAAUUUAAAAUUUAAUUUAAAUGCAUUAAUUAAUACAACGUAGUGAAUUUAAGAACAAUCUACAGUUUUUAUAGAUUAGGAUAUACUAUAUCGAAAAAUCAAUUGUAUUGUGAAACGAACAUUAAGUAAUACUCAUAAUGACUACAAAGAUAGACCAAAAGGCGUAUUUACAAAAAUAUCUUGGUGGCCCAUCAGGAGAUAAAAAGAAAAAGAAGAAAAAAGUCGUUAAAGGCAAAGGUUUUCGAAUCAUAGAUGAUGAUCUGGACUUAAAUAAAUUGAGACCCCUUGAUGAUGAUGAACUGGAUAUACUCAAUGAAGGUGAAGACGGACCGCAAAUUGCAGGUAUCAUUGAUGAUAGACCUGAGGAGCUAAAGAAAUUGGAGCAAUUCAAAACCAACUCAAAAUGGAGAGUUAUCAAUCAGGAUGAUGGUUUCAAUAGUAAAUUACAAAUAGAAGAAAUAAAAAGUGAUAUUAAAGAAACGGAAAAGGAGAAUGAGAUUAUAUUUGGAAAAAUGUACAGCGACUCUGAGGAUGAAAAGAAAAAUGAUUCAGACCCAUCACCUCCAAGGAAAUUAAAUAACGAUGUAUCAAAAACUACUUCUUCCUCUAAAAACCGCAAAAAUAAUAGUGACAGUGACUUUAGUCCACCCAGAAAAGAAAGGGAAUCAACAUCGAAGAAAAGUAAAUCAGAAAAUAAAAAAGACUAUGAUUCUGAUCUGUCACCACCUAGAAAACAAAAUGUCCAGAACUCAAAAGGUAAAAAACCAAGAAAGCCCAGUAGAUGGGGUGAUGCUGAUGACGAUGAAAGAAAAAUACAACAUAAUUCAUCAACUAAAUCGUCAAAAAGAUCUCCAUCACCUAAACAAUAUAGACAACAAUCCGAUUCAGAUGUAUCGCAACCUAGGAAACCAGAGAAAAGUGAUAAAAGAAGGAACUAUGAUUCUGACCUUUCGCCACCAAGGAAAUCGAGAAAACACUCACCAACACAGAGACAUAGAUCACCGGAUUCUGAUAUCUCACCUCCGAGAAAACGAAAGCAAUCACCUGAAAGACAAAGAAAUAAUAAACAUAGAAAUGAUGACAAAUAUAAAAAAAUGAAGUCAUAUAAAGAUUCAGAUUCUGAUUUAUCACCACCUAGGAAAAAUAGAAGACAAAAAUCACCGUCACCACCCAAUAAAUAUAGGAAACAUUCACCAGAGAAUCGACGUAAAAGAAAAAAUAGUGACUCUGAUUUGUCUCCUCCGAGAAGAGAUAGGAAUACUGUGAAUGAUAAAGUAUACAGAAGAACCAGUGACAGUCCACCUCCAUCUAAUAAAAAAAUGGCUAGGACAUUAGAAGGGAAAAUGGCUGGUUUGCAGAAUGCCAAGCAAUUGAAAGAAGAAAAUGAACAAUUCAGGAGGAAAGAAGAUGAAGCUUUCAGUAGAAUGACUGAUGAUGUAUCAGGAAGGAAUGCUCAAGUGGUGUCUAGAAAAAGUAAGAGAGAGACUUCUGAAGACAGACAAAAACAAAGGGAAAAAGCUGAAAGACAGAAAGAGCUAGAUGAAAAAUACAAAAAAUGGAGUAAAGGUUUAAAACAAAUUGAGGCACAAGAAGCUCGCGUGCAAGAGUAUAUGCAUGAGGCGUCGAAGCCUCUAGCGCGGCAUAAAGAUGACCGCGACCUAGAAGACAGUCUGAAGCAAAUUGAAAGAGAUGGAGAUCCAAUGCUGCAGUAUAUAAGGGAGAAGAAGAGAGAGAGGGGAGAGUUAGGUCCAGAGAAACCUACAUACAAAGGCAAUUUCCCGCCAAACCGCUUCAAUAUAAGGCCAGGGUAUCGAUGGGACGGAGUGGAUAGAUCCAAUGGGUACGAAAAGAAAUUCUUCGACCAGCAGAGCAAGAGGAAAGCGCAAGAGGAAGAGGCGUAUAAAUGGAGGACUGAAGAUUUGUAAUAUAUUUUGUAUAUACAAUUAAAUAAUUUAGAUAAUAAAUA